This is a messenger RNA of Nanorana parkeri, 1939 nucleotides long. It is a transcript of the gene TCTN1, whose product is annotated as tectonic family member 1. NCBI's taxonomy places the organism in Eukaryota, Metazoa, Chordata, Amphibia, Anura, Dicroglossidae. Bases 43 to 1896 code for a protein of 617 amino acids. Gene Ontology annotation, biological process: protein localization to ciliary transition zone; cilium assembly. The record is from RefSeq and is a predicted model, not a curated record. Gene Ontology annotation, cellular component: MKS complex. The transcript is spliced from 16 exons.
UUCAUGCUGGAUGUUUAUAGCAACAUAAGAUAGGAGGCUGCCAUGUCUCUUCUCUGGUUGCUACUGGCCGUCCUGUCUAUGCUGGAAGCCGGCUAUGCUGAUUUCUCAGGGACAGAACCACCUGACAGCAGACACAACACAGUGAGGAUCUGUGCUGACAAUGAGACGGAGGUGUGGGAGCUGCUGGAGAAUGAGACCAAGCGGGGUACACAGGAGGAGCCCUCUAGCACCCCGCAGCCUGGCACCCCAACUCCAUCACCUGCCAGCCAGACCCCUGUAAUUGUCAGAGAGCCCAAAUCGUUCGAUCAAGUUCAGGCUCGCUCCGUCCCUGUGCUGGUGACCAGCGUUUCCAACCUGUGUGUUUGUGAUCUGCUGGAAGCCCAGUGUGAUGUCAACUGCUGUUGUGAUCCUGACUGCACUGCUGCUGAUUUCAGUGUCUUCUCUGGAUGUUCAGUUUCUGCCGUCACAGGUGAUACACGGUUGUGCUCGCAGGAAGCUGUUCUCUACUCCAUCAAUUCUUCUACAACUGUCCCUCAAAGGGUAACAGAAACGGUGCAAGUGGUUAACCUGAAUGUCUUCUGUAUUCAAACAACCAACUACCAGCCAGCAUUGUCGUAUAUAACUCCAGAUGAACCAACAGAGGCAAGCUUUGACAGUUUACUCAGAGAGUUUGGUGGAAACCAGUUUAACACUAAUACUGUACUUAAUACUGUCGUUUCUACUGAAGCCCGAAACCGAUCCCGAUAUGAGUAUGGUGUACCUAUUCUAACUAAAGACUCUUACCUAAAGCUUCCAGCUCCUCUGGGCACAAAUACAUGCACUGACAGUAGCCCUAUAGGCUUUUUGGAAAGACAGAAUUUGAUAUGCACUAGAGAUGUGCAGCUAGAGAAUUGUUCAAUUCCUGCCCUGACCCUUGGAACUUACACAGCCAUCCAGAUUUUACCUGCUCCAAAUUCACAAAGUGGGAUUAAUGUGAGUGUGCAAGCUGUUACAAUGCGGUCUAUAACUGGCACUCUCGUUAGAAUAAAUUUUAGUGACCAGACUCCAACCUAUAACAAUAUUACAGGAAUCUGUACCAAUGUGGUUCUGGGGGGAAGUUACUCCAUAAUAUACACAGCUCAGGGGGAGAUAAGAAGUGUCCUGGCAUCGUUCACCCUCGGAACAAUUAGCAGAACCCCCUUUCAGCAAUCCUUCCAGAUCAGUUUCACAGAGGAAGGGGCAAUACCAGUCACUCUUAGUGGGAACCCGGGCUACGUAGUCGGAAUGCCUCUUAUUGCUGGCUUUAGGUUGCCACAAUCUGGCAUUGUUCAAAGUACCAACAGAUUUGGGCAACUAACUCUGCUCCAGAGCUCAGUAGACCAGAGCUGUCUAACAGAACAAGGGAAAAGGGCUGCUGUGUUAUUUGGGUACAACAUGAUGUCUGGCUGCAAACUGCGUUUGAAUAGUUUCAAUUAUACCAUAGCUGCAUUUUGCCAGCUUGCAGGAGUUACCAUUUUGAAUGCACUCAAAGGAGAGCAGUUUCCAGAGUAUGUGGCCCAGUUUGGGAAUUCCCAGCCGGAGAAGGUUCUAGAUUGGGUGGCGAUAAAUUCGAUUACAGCUGAGAUUUCCCAGAAAUGCUCUGCUGAUGCGAGUAUGUGUAAAAUCCCAGUUUCCUUGGAAUUGGAAGUCCAGUGGACAAAAUUUGGUUCCUUAGUAAAUCCUCAAGCACAGAUUGUGAAAGUGACCGAAAAGAUCUCUUACGCAUUUAUCCCCGAUAACUUGGGCGGUGACAGGACGGUGCAGAUCUCUACUGCUGUGACUUUUCUCGAUGUGUCUCAGGCUGCCAGCCCUGGUUACAAAGCUCAGCCGACUAUGGAUGCCAAGUUGCCCUUUGAUUUCUUCCACCCAUUUGUAUAAACGUAGCAGGUAACCGCUUCCUACCUACAACAAAGUCCACCAC